This is a messenger RNA of Ilex paraguariensis (yerba mate), 1595 nucleotides long. NCBI's taxonomy places the organism in Eukaryota, Viridiplantae, Streptophyta, Magnoliopsida, Aquifoliales, Aquifoliaceae. The record is from the annotation of a GenBank genome assembly.
GCCAUAUCACGUGUAAUGAAUAUUUUCUCCCCUUCCAGACCCAGGUAAAAGUGAGAAGGCCCCCCCAAUUGUAAUUCGUAUCUAAAAUUAAACCUCAGUCAACAAAAUCCUAAAGAAAACUUUGGCAGUACGAAACAGAGAACAAAAGCAACGACGACAUUAUUGAGAAAGCCAGAAUUGAAUCCAAUCGGAGAAGAUGAGAAUCACUGUCAUGACCCCCGAUGAACAGAUCAUCAACAUAGAUAUCGACCGCGACGAAUCUGUUGAGAACUUGAAAGCUCUGCUCGAGGUCGAGACACAAGUGGAGCUGCAGAAACAGCAGCUGUUGUAUAAUGGGAAGGAGAUGAGGAAUACUGAGAGACUGAGUGCUCUUGGUGUUAACGAAGGAGAUUUGGUGAUGAUGGUUUCACUUUCUUCUUCUAGUGGUUCUAUCAAUGAGUUGAGCUUCAAUCCCGAUGGAUCGGCAGUGAACCCUGCAGCCUUCCAGCAGCACGUCCGAAAUGAUUCUAAUUUGAUGGCGCAACUGUUUCAGAGUGAUCCUGAAUUAGCACAAGUUGUUCUCGGAAAUGAUCUCAAUAAGUUGCAAGCCAUUUUACGGGAGCGUCAUCGCCAGAAAUCUGAAUUACGGCGGCAACAAGAAGAGGAGCUAGCACUCCUUUAUGCUGAUCCAUUUGAUGUGGAAGCACAGAAGAAGAUUGAAGCUGCAAUCCGCCAGAAAGGUAUUGAUGAGAAUUGGGCAGCUGCACUAGAGCACAACCCUGAAGCUUUUGCAAGGGUGGUCAUGUUGUAUGUUGAUAUGGAAGUCAAUGGUGUCCCUUUGAAGGCAUUUGUCGAUAGUGGAGCUCAGUCAACAAUAAUAUCUAAAAGCUGUGCUGAGCGUUGUGGAUUAUUGAGACUUUUAGAUCAGCGUUAUAAGGGCAUUGCUCAUGGAGUCGGUCAAUCAGAGAUAUUAGGCCGGAUACAUGUUGCUCCGAUCAAGAUUGGAAAUCAGUUUUACCCUUGUUCCUUCUUGGUGCUGGAUUCUCCCAAUAUGGAAUUCCUGUUUGGUCUGGAUAUGCUGCGCAAGCACCAGUGCAUAAUUGAUUUGAAGGAGAAUGUUUUGAGAGUUGCUGGAGGAGAGGUGUCAGCACCAUUUUUGCCAGAAAAAGACAUUCCAUCUCAUUUUAUGGAUGAGGAGAGGUUAUCCAAGGAAGCUUCAAGCUCAGGAGCCCAAGCUACAUCUGGAGCAAAAGAGAACAGUAAUAUACUCUCUGGGGAUCACUCUUCUGGAACUGGCCGUGGUGGCUUGGCACAGAAUCGUGAUUUUGAAGCCAAAGUCACAAAGCUUGUUGAGCUAGGGUUUGGAAGAGAAGCUGUUAUACAAGCUCUAAAAUUUUUUGAAGGUAAUGAAGAACAGGCAGCUGGGUAUCUUUUUGGGGGCUGAAGAUGUAUUUAAUUUCGUAAAAACUACCAUAGAUUGUGAAUUUGACAUUUUUUUUCAACUUAAUUUGUGUACCACAUUACAUUCAUUUGGUUGACCAAUGCCAGCACAAGGACUGUACACUUUACCUGGGAUAUAAUUAGCUUGAAGAUAUUGGACACGUGUUUUGAGUGUU